CCUCGCCGCUAGUGCUCAUUCCCGCAGUUUUGGGUGACGCGACCAAGCCCCUCGGUGUCGUUUUCUCACCCUUGGCGCCCACGUUUCUCCACACCAAUCUUAUAAUCCUCAGCUCACUCGGGACGGGAUUCUACUUGACCAUCGUCUGCUAUGAUAAGUUGUGGAUAUCUCCUGGAAUCUCGAAUCCUUUUAAGAUGGAGUCGGCAGACUCCCUGACAUUGGCUGUUAUUUUUUUGUCGUGUUUUCUCAGUCUCGGAUCAUGAGGCUCUCAGUGUCGGGCCAUGUCGUGUCUGUCGUGGCCCAUGCCGGGAUAGCAUGGACUCGGUCCGCAGCCGGCGACUCUGCGGCUGCCCUAAAUAGCGAUUUGGAAGCGCUGCACCAGAGGGCUCCGUCUGGCGCCGUCUGUGGUGCAGCGGCUGGAAAUACGAGCUGUAGUUCUGGACUCUGUUGCUCGGAAACGGGCUUCUGUGGCACCGGUGCCUCCUUCUGCAGCGGCUCGGGUUGUCAGCUAUCAUAUGGGCCGGCGUGCGACGGGAACCAGACGCCACGGGGGAGCGACACGUCCAAAACCCCUCGGCCAUUGUUCGGCAAUGUGCCGUACGGAGUCGGCAUUAGCCACUGCUCCGUGACCGGCAAAGUCGCGCUCAGCUUCGACGACGGGCCGUACGCGUACACGAUGGAGCUGCUCGACCUGCUGAAGAGGAACAACGUGCGCGCCACUUUCUUUGUCGUCGGCAACAACAUGGGCAAGGGUCACAUCAACGACGCCAGCUCGGGCUACGCGCCCAUGAUCCAGCACAUGGCCGCCGACGGGCACCAGGUCGGCAGCCACACGUGGAGCCACCAAGACCUCAACGCCGCGACGCGCGAGCAGCGGCGGGCCGAGAUAAUCAGCAACGAGAUCGCUCUGGCCGACAUCCUGGGCGCCGUCCCGACAUACUUCCGGCCGCCGUACACGCGGUGCGGCGGCGCGUGCCUGGCGGAACUGCUGGAGUGGGGCUAUCACGUCGUCAACUACGACAUCGACACGCGUGACUGGCAGGACGGAGGCGCCGCGGCCAAGACAACGUACCAGACCAUCCUGGCCCAGCACAGCCCGGCCUCCUCAGCCUGGCUAGCCCUCGCCCACGACGUCCACGAGUUCACCGUGCACCGCUUUGCCCAGUUCAUGGUCGACACGGCCCGUGCCCUGCGCUACGACCUCGUCACCGUCGGUGAGUGCCUGGGCGACCCGCCGGCGAACUGGUACCGCGACCCCGUGACUGGCCAGCCGAUGGACCUCACCCAGCCCAGGCCCAGUAGCUCUUCGAGCAGCAGCCAGGCGACAAAGACAAGCACGAGCACGAAAAAGACGAGUAUCAGCACCAGCAGCAGCCAGACGACAAGCACCAGCACGAGCAAAACACAGACCCCUGUGACAUCAAAACCGGCAAUGGGCGCGACUUCUGAGCUCGAGCACACAACUGGUACUGAUGCAACGUCGGCGGCGACGGAACUGCUCUCCGUAGUAUUGGCGAGCGCGCUGGUGUCGACGUCGACUUCGUCAAAUCUGUCUGCUCUGCCGACGGCAGCGCUUCUCGCGGUGCCGAGUUCGGAUGCGGCGUCGAUGAUUUCCACUGGAGGAUUUUGUUGGGUUGUCGGGCAGAUACUCUUGAUUGCGUGGCUGGGGUUGGGAUUAUGAUCACGAGCGAGACGU
Lasiosphaeria miniovina is the source of this 1696-nucleotide messenger RNA. RefSeq lists its product as uncharacterized. The record is from RefSeq and is a predicted model, not a curated record. Lineage: Eukaryota; Fungi; Ascomycota; Sordariomycetes; Sordariales; Lasiosphaeriaceae. Gene Ontology annotation, biological process: carbohydrate metabolic process. Gene Ontology annotation, molecular function: hydrolase activity, acting on carbon-nitrogen (but not peptide) bonds; chitin binding. The coding region runs from base 260 to 1681 and encodes 473 amino acids. The transcript is spliced from 2 exons.